AUGACUUUUCCUGUUAUACCCUUUGGAAGGGAAUUUAAAGCCAAGUAUUUUUCAAAUUUGGAUCCACACGUGAUCAAUGUAAAUCAUGGAGCAAUGGGUGCAACUCCAGAUUGUAUCUUAGAUGAAUACUGUAAACUGUACAAGUCAAGUCAAACUUUUUUUGAUAAAUAUCUUAGAUAUGAACAAAGAUAUGAAUAUAUGACCCAACUUAAAGAGAUCUCGACUAAGGAAUUGUUGAAUUGUGAUUUCAAAAAUUUGGCAAUUGUUGAUAGUGCCACCGCUGGGGUUAAUACUGUUUUAAGAUCUUUCCCAUUUAAACUGGGCGAUAAGAUCGUUUUUUCUACAACUACCUAUGGUGCUUGUAAAAAACUCAUUCAAUUCUUGGAACGUCGUAUACAAAUCCAACCUAUUGUAGUAGACAUAAAGUACCCAGCUAGUGAAGAAGAAGUUGUUGCUGCUUAUGAAACAAAAUUCCAAGAACCAGGUAUUAGAAUGUGUCUUAUGGACGCUGUAACAUCUGUUCCUGGUGCAAGAAUACCCUUUGAAGAAAUUACAAAGUUAUGUCGCAAGUACAAGAUCUUAUCUCUUAUUGAUGCAGCCCAUGGAAUUGGUCUUCUUAAAAUUUCAUUGCUAGACUUGAAGCCCGAUUUCUUUGUUACCAAUCUUCAUAAAUGGUUUUAUGUCCCCAAGAGUUGUAGUGUACUCUAUGUGAAUCCAGAGUACCAUAGAGUGAUCCAGCCAUUGACCAUUUCCCAUCAAUAUAGCGAUGAAGAUGUAAGUUUAUCAACCAAUGAAUUGGAACAAAUGAGAUUUUUCGAUGCCUUUCAAUUUACUGCUUCUCGCAACAAGGCAAGUAUUGCCUGUAUAACUCUGGCCAAGAAGUUUAGAAACGAAACUUGUGGUGGUGAAGAAACUAUUGCCAAAUAUUGUUAUGAAUUGGCAUGGGAAGCUGCAAACCAUGUAACCACUAAGGUUUGGAAAGGUUCUAGCAUUUUGAAUACUAAGGAAACUGCAACUGCUUUGAUCAAUGUGGAAGUUCCAGUGCAAGACUUAAUUCCAGAAGUUGAUAUUAAUGAAAUAGCUCCAUGGUUACCACAGGUAGAACAUGAAAUUUGUAUUGACUAUAAUACCUUUGUUCCUUGCUUUUUUUACGAAGGGAAAGUGUACAUCCGAUUUUCAUGUCAAAUCUAUAACGAGUUGGACGAUUAUAUAUAUGCAGCCAAUGCAGUUUCUGAGACAUUCAAAAAGUUUUUCGCUAAUAUUGACAAAUUCAAAGCAACACCUCUAUGUGGUUCAGCCUUUUUAACUGUUGAAGCUUUUGACAAGAUUAGUUAA
[Candida] anglica is the source of this 1335-nucleotide messenger RNA. The record is from the annotation of a GenBank genome assembly. Lineage: Eukaryota; Fungi; Ascomycota; Pichiomycetes; Serinales; Debaryomycetaceae.